AUGGUGAUAUUCAGUGUGUAUGUGGUGAAUAAAGCUGGAGGUUUAAUUUACCAGUAUGACAACUAUGUCCCCAGGAGUGAGGUCGAGAAGACCUUCAGCUAUCCUUUAGACCUGGUGCUAAAACAUCAUGACGAAAAAGUGAUCGUUUCGUUUGGGCAGAGGGACGGAAUUAAAGUGGGACACGCAGUACUGUCCAUCAACGGAGCCGAUGUGAUGGGAAAGAGCACAGCCGACGGAAAGGACAUCCUUGAGUAUUUAAAAGACUCCUCAAAUUACCCGGUGUCUAUUCGUUUUGGACGUGCCCGCCUGAGUUCCAACGAGAAGCUGAUGCUGGCGUCCAUGUUCCACUCCUUAUUUGCCAUCGGUUCUCAGCUGUCUCCUGAAGUUGGCAGUUCAGGGAUUGAGAUGCUGGAAACGGAUGUCUUCAAACUCCACUGCUUUCAGACUCUCACAGGGAUAAAGUUCAUUGUGCUGGCAGACCCUAGGCAGUCCGGCAUCGAUGCUCUGCUGAGGAAGAUUUACGAGAUCUACUCAGAUUUUGCUCUCAAGAACCCUUUCUAUUCUCUGGAAAUGCCCAUCAGAUGUGAGCUGUUUGACCAGAAUCUGAAGAGUGCCCUGGAGGUUGCAGAGAAAGCUGGCAACUUUGGAGCUGGCUCUUAA
Molecule: messenger RNA, 660 nt
Organism: Menidia menidia (Atlantic silverside)
Lineage: Eukaryota; Metazoa; Chordata; Actinopteri; Atheriniformes; Atherinopsidae
Source: the annotation of a GenBank genome assembly